Strigops habroptila (Kakapo) is the source of this 2718-nucleotide messenger RNA. Its product is annotated as P-selectin-like. Bases 47 to 2377 code for a protein of 776 amino acids. NCBI's taxonomy places the organism in Eukaryota, Metazoa, Chordata, Aves, Psittaciformes, Psittacidae. Gene Ontology annotation, molecular function: calcium ion binding; sialic acid binding; oligosaccharide binding. The record is from RefSeq and is a predicted model, not a curated record. Gene Ontology annotation, cellular component: external side of plasma membrane; membrane. The transcript has 16 exons. Gene Ontology annotation, biological process: heterophilic cell-cell adhesion; response to cytokine; leukocyte tethering or rolling.
UGCGCACUUGGAGGAAGUAUGAGCACCACUGCCCGCCGACAGCCAGAUGCGCCUGGCACUGCCAGCGGCUGGGCAAGGUGCGUCUGGUGCCGACAUGGGCACUGCUCCGGGACUGCGGUCUGCUGGAAGGACGUGGGCUCUGGGCUCUCGUGGCAUCUGGUACCUGGGCAUUGCUGCCAUUGCAUGGGGCAUGAUAACACGACUAGAGGUGAGUGCCUGGACAUACCACUACAGUGACCAAGGGAACUACACAUGGGAGCAGGCCAGGAACUACUGCCAGACAUUCUUCACCGACCUGGUGGCAAUCCAGAACAAGCAGGAGAUUGAGUAUCUCAACAAGAGCCUGCCCUUCUAUGGGCGCUACUACUGGAUCGGCAUCCGCAAACUGGCUGGCACCUGGACCUGGGUGGGCACUAAGAAGGCGCUGACGAAGGAGGCAGAGAACUGGGCAGCCGGGGAGCCCAACAAUCGCCGCUCCAACCAGGACUGCGUGGAGAUCUACAUCAAGCGGCUGUUGGAGCCGGGCAAGUGGAAUGAUGAGCCCUGCAACCGGAGGAAAAAAGCACUGUGCUACCGGGCCUCCUGCCAGCCCUUCCCGUGCAACCAGCAUGGCGAGUGUGUGGAGACCAUCGGGAGCUACCGCUGCGAGUGCUACCCUGGCUUCCAUGGCCCUGAGUGUGAGGAUGUUGUGCAGUGCACUGAGCUCGAGCCCAAGGGAGUGCAAAUGAACUGCAGCCAUCCCUACGGACGCUUCAGCUACAACUCCACCUGUGUGUUCGGAUGCCAGGAAGGGUUUGGGCGGCAAGGGGCAGGCACACUGCGGUGCCUGCCUUCCCAGCAGUGGUCAGCAGAGACCCCCAUGUGCACAGCCAUCACCUGCCCAGUGCUCAGUGCUCCAGACCAGGGAGAGCUGAACUGCUCCCACCUCCACGGGGACUUCACCUUCAGCUCCACAUGUGCCUUCUCCUGCCAGACAGGGUUUGCACUGAUGGGGCCAGAGAGCCGUGAGUGCACGGCCAUGGGGACCUGGACUGGGGAUACCCCACACUGUGAAGCCAUUACCUGCCCAGUGCUCAGUGCUCCAGACCAGGGAGAGCUGAACUGCUCCCACCUCCAUGGGAACUUCACCUUUGGCUCCACAUGUGCCUUCUCCUGCCAGACAGGGUUUGCACUGGUGGGGCCAGAGAGCCGUGAGUGCAUGUCCAUGAGGACCUGGACUGGGGACGCCCCACGCUGUGAAGCCAUCACCUGCCCAGAGCUCAGUGCUCCAGACCAAGGAAAGCUGAACUGCUCCCACCUCCAUGGGGACUUCACCUUCGGCUCCACAUGUGCCUUCUCCUGCCAGACAGGGUUUGCACUGAUGGGGCCAGAGAGCCGUAACUGCACAGCUACAGGGACCUGGACUGGGAGUGCCCCACGAUGUGAAGCCAUCACCUGCCCAGUGCUCAGUGCUCCAGACUGGGGAGAGCUGAACUGCUCCCACCUCCAUGGGGACUUCGCCUUUGGCUCCACGUGCAUCUUCUCCUGCCACAUGGGGUUUGCACUGGUGGGGCCAGAGAGCCGUGAGUGCACGGCCAUGGGGACCUGGACUGGGAACACCCCGCAGUGCAAAGCCAUCACCUGCCCAGUGCUCAGUGCUCCAGACCAAGGGAAGCUGAACUGCUCCCACCUCCAUGGGGACUUCACCUUUGGCUCCACAUGUGCCUUCUCCUGCCAGACAGGGUUUGCACUGAUGGGGCCAGAGAGCCGUGAGUGCACGGCCAUGGGGACCUGGACUGGGGAUGCCCCACAUUGUGAAGCUGUCGCCUGCCCAGUGCUCAGUGCUCCAGACCAAGGCAAGCUGAACUGCUCCCACCUUCAUGGGGAAUUCACCUUUGGCUCCACAUGUGCCUUCUCCUGCCAGACAGGGUUUGCACUGAUGGGGUUGGAGAGCCGUGACUGCACAGCCAUGGGGACCUGGACCAGGGAAACUCCACAAUGCAAAGCCAUCAGCUGCCCAGAGCUGGACCCCCCCAGCAGAGGUCACCUGAGCUGCUCUCACAUGUAUGGGAACUUCACAUACAACUCCACGUGCACCUUUUCCUGUGAGGAAGGGUUUGUUCGGAUGGGAGCAGAGGUGCUCUGGUGUGCAGCCACAGGGAACUGGACUAGGCAUCCCCCUGUCUGUGCAGAGGAUGGUGCCCUCUUAAAGCAAGUCCUGGCUUACAGCAGUGGCACGGCUCUGGCAGUAGCUGGCGUCGUGCUUUCUGGGAUGCUCAUUGCCCUCAUUGCCAAGCGGCUCAGUGACAGAGAGGAGAAGAAGAAGCUCUUGAACCCUACCAGUGACCUAGGCUCACCUGGCAUCUUCACCAAUGCAGCCUAUGAUGCCAACCUGUAAGCCUGGCCCGGACCAAACCCCACCGUGUUCCCCAGCGCUGCAGACCCAGCAGGAGCUGCUGCCGGGGCCUAGAGGGACCGCGUGCCUUUGCCUGCAGUCCCGACCUGCGCUGCCCGUGGAAGCAGCACCCACGCUGCGUGUACACACACACCCACCCCCAGGGGGCGGCGCUGCCUUCCCGCACAGCCGCGCAACAGCACCCGGGCCGCUGCCCCCUCCUCUGGGGCCAGCCCUGGGCCGGGCCCGUCCCCUCACGGAGCUGUCUCCCUGCUCCCGCCAUUCGCGGUUCUGGCGACGGCUUUGUGCCAGCGGGGCCUGAAUAAACGCCUGUGUCUAAGGAA